Rubroshorea leprosula is the source of this 984-nucleotide messenger RNA. NCBI's taxonomy places the organism in Eukaryota, Viridiplantae, Streptophyta, Magnoliopsida, Malvales, Dipterocarpaceae. The record is from the annotation of a GenBank genome assembly.
GCUACCUCUCCAUUUCCUCUCUGUAUAACUUUCCGUUUCCUUCUUUUUCUCUAUACAGUCGCACGACGAUGGUAGCUUUGCUGCCUCCUAAAGAGGCUAACCUCUUCAAGCUCAUCGUCGUACGGUCCAAAUUGCCUCUAUCUGAUUGUAUAGUUGUUCGUGCAAUUAUUUUGAAGCUUGAGGUUUUGGCUUUAACGUUAGCCAGGGGAUAUCGUUAUUUUUGUUAACCCUUGUCUUGUUUUGAGGAGAUUGUCGGUAGUUUUGGUUAUAAGUAUGUCUUUUAGGGGGUUAGCCCUGUUGCAGAGUGGCAAAGAGGUACCUUUACUGGCAAUUGCCCUUUUGAUGAUACAUGCUAGCCGCCAAUGAUGUGGAUUUUGGAUGGAUUUUUGGGGUGAUGCUUCCUAUGUUACAUUACAUUGUGAAUUCAGUGAUUUGGUUGUUACUUUCAGGGUUUUCUCUUCCAUUAUUUCUUUUGAUUUGUUUGGACAAUUGUGUGGUUUUGUCACUCAAUUAAACACUAAUUCCAAGUAAUAUUGUAACCUGAUACCCUAUAUUGAACCAUAGUCAUGGCCUCUAAGGAACUGACACUUGAUAAGUCUUAUAAAUUGCUGGUAUUUUCAGGGAUUUUUUUUUCUUUUUGAAAAAUUGUAUGGUUUUGACAGCCCAGUUGAACACCAAGUCACCAACUUCAAUCAAUAUUCUAAGGAGUAUGACAAGUGUCCAAUAUUGAACCAUCAUCCCGGCUUCUAAGCUAUAUAUGAACUGACAAUUGGUGAAAUUUAUGAUUAAGCUGCUUUUUCCAUGGGGUUCCUCUUAUUCCUGAAGUGUUGAAAUUGUUAUUUUCCAUAGUGUGGUGCAUUUGAUUACUGUUUAUGGAGCGUUCUUUUCUCUGGUCAUUGUUUUAGUAGUUUUAAGACAACCAACUAUGAUUUUUGAAGGAGACUUAUAAGAUUCACUGGGCUGUGCAAAGCAUCAUCCUGUUUC